Molecule: messenger RNA, 1345 nt
Organism: Rhododendron vialii
Lineage: Eukaryota; Viridiplantae; Streptophyta; Magnoliopsida; Ericales; Ericaceae
Product: protein RESTRICTED TEV MOVEMENT 3-like
Exons: 7
Coding region: 76-1050 (324 amino acids)
Molecular function (GO): protein binding
Source: RefSeq, a predicted model, not a curated record
UUUAUUCCAAAGAAUCCAAACAGAGUGGAACUGUGGAAGGUUGUUCUUCGAAAGCCCUUGGGGAAGGCAGAGAACAUGGAAGAGAAAUCAUGCCAUCCUGUCCCCCGUGAAAAUGGAAACUUUGAAGUAGCAAGAUCACUGAGAGAGAUUCCACCAUCUCACUACACUUUUAAGAUCAAGUCAUUCUCAUUACUCUCACAGCUGUUGCUAGAUGCUAAACAGAAGAAUUUUGAAUCAUCUGUUUUUGAAGCUAGUGGCUACAAAUGGAAGUUGUCUCUCUACCCACAUGGUGAUAAAGAAAGAAAUGGGGAAGGGCACAUCUCUCUGUACUUGGUAAUCGCAGAUAGAGAUAAUUUACCUCUUGGUUGGGAGGUCAAUGUGAACUUCAAAUUGUUUGUGUUUGAUCAAAUCCAAGACAAGUAUGUGACUGUUCAAGACGCUAAUGGGAAGGUAAGGCGUUUUCACAAGAUGAAGACUGAGUGGGGUUUCGCACAAUUACUCCCACUCGGUACUUUCAGUGAUGCUGCUAAUGGAUACCUGAUCAAUGACACGUGCGUGUUCGGAGUAGAAAUAUUUGUUGUAAGUUACAAUGGCAGAGGAGAAUGUCUAAACCUACUGGAGGGACUUGACACUACCUAUACCUGGAAGAUUGAUAAUUUUUCGUCUUUACAAGGUGAAACUCAGUACUCUGAUGUCUUUACGAUGGGAAAAAGGAACUGGACGUUAAUGCUCUAUCCCAAAGGAGAUUCAAUAGGAAAGGGCAAAAGCAUGUCCCUCUUUAUACAGUUGGAUGAUUCUAAUACCUUUCCUUCUUGUCAGAAAACAUGUGCAACAUACAAGCUAUGCAUAAUGAACCAAUACCAUGAAGACCAGCAUGUAGAAUUUACAGGUACUAACUGUUUCUCUGCUCCAAGCUACGGCUGGGGUAGGUCUUCAAUGCUGUCGCUGACUGAUCUCCAUGAUGCUUCUAAGGGCUUCCUUGUGAACAAUAGUUUAAUUAUAGAAGCCAAUGUCAGUGCUAUAUCCACGGUGAAGAAUUUUUCAAAGUAGCAGGGUAUAGAGAUCUUCAUCCUUCUUACAGCACCAUCGCUUUUUGAUAUUUUUGUAUCUUUACUCAAUCCUUCAGAACAAACACGUCCAUGGAGCUUCCAUUUUGUCGUGGUUUUGGUGCGAAGUUCAGGAUUCCUCUCUGGAUUUGUGUUUUUUUUAUUUUUAUCUUGUCUAGUAGUCCUCACAUAUGAUAGCAUGACGAGCAUUAGGCUUUUAACAGUACGGUAUGACCUACGAUGGACUUCAUCUCUAUGUAAUUAUUGUCUCGUUCGAAUGGAAUUCUUCCUUUUGGGUU